This is a messenger RNA of Sebastes umbrosus (honeycomb rockfish), 3394 nucleotides long. RefSeq names its product protein phosphatase 1, regulatory subunit 16B (gene ppp1r16b). Lineage: Eukaryota; Metazoa; Chordata; Actinopteri; Perciformes; Sebastidae. The record is from RefSeq and is a predicted model, not a curated record. The coding region runs from base 243 to 2012 and encodes 589 amino acids. Gene Ontology annotation, biological process: establishment of endothelial barrier; regulation of sprouting angiogenesis. Gene Ontology annotation, cellular component: cytoplasm. Gene Ontology annotation, molecular function: protein phosphatase regulator activity; protein binding; enzyme inhibitor activity. The transcript is spliced from 11 exons.
GGACUCUGCAGACACACACACACAUUUACACAGAGAGUCACACACACUGAGCUGUCCUCCUCCUCAGCCCUGUCUGUCUGUCUGUCUCUCUACUAACGGGACAAGUUUAACCCUCCAGGAUAUCUCUUCUUCUCCUCUUCUUCUCUCUCUCCUGCGUGUGAACAUCUCGACCGGGCUGAGGACGUUUACUGCUGCUGAAAGGAUGAUGAUGAUGGUGGUGAUGAUGAUGAUGGGAGGAGGCCAUGGCCGAAGGUGCAGCCCUCGCUAGAAUCAUACUUUCUCCCCUCCCAAAGUCACCCCUCCACCAUCCAUCCACCACUGCCGUCCCCCCCUCCGGCGCCAUGGCCAACCACCUCGAGCUGAUCCAGGAGCUGCAGCAGCUGGACAAAGUGCCCAGUCUGGAGAGGCUGCGGACGGCCCAGAAGCGGCGCACCCAGCAGCUGAAGAGAUGGGCCGUGUACGAGAAGGAGAUGCAAAAUAAGAAGCGGAAGGCCGACAAGAAGGGACGCAACGCCAGUAACCUCCAGCAAGAGUCCAAGAGGCACGUGUCGUUCGCCGCCAGCGUGGCGCUCCUGGAGGCGUCGGCCAGGAAUGAUCCAGAUGAAGUGCGCUACCUGCUGAAGAACAAUGUGAGUCCAGACCUCUGCAAUGAAGACGGCCUCACCGCCCUGCAUCAGUGUUGUAUAGAUAACUAUGAUGAGAUGGUGAAGAUCCUGCUGGACCGAGGAGCCAGCGUCAACGCUCAGGACAACGAGCUGUGGACGCCGCUGCACGCCGCUGCCACCUGUGGCCACGCAGGACUGGUCAAGAUACUCAUUUCACACGGGGCAGAUCUGCUGGCGGUCAACUCUGAUGGGAACAUGCCGUACGACCUGUGUGAAGACGACCCAACACUGGACAUCAUUGAGACGGCGAUGGCCAAUAGAGGCAUCACCCAGGAGAUGAUCAACGAGACACGGGCGUCAACGGAGAGGAGGAUGCUGGGAGACGUUCAGGAACUGCUGAGACAGGGAGAGGAGGUCAACCAACAGGACUCUCAGGGAGCGACUCUGCUCCACAUCGCAGCAGCGAGCGGCUACGUGCAGGCUGCAGAGCUGCUGCUGGAGGGGGGAGGCCGCAUGGACCUGAGAGACACCGAUGGAUGGCAUCCUCUUCACGCUGCAGCAUGCUGGGGUCAGAUGCAUGUGGCAGAGCUGUUGGUGUCUCAUGGAGCCAGUCUCAAUGCCAAGACCUUCCUAGAUGAGACCCCCAUCGAUCUGUGCGAGGAUGAGGAGUUCAGAGCCAUCCUGCUGGACCUGAAACACAAACACGACACCAUCAUGAAGUCACAGCUCAAACACAAAACCUCACUGUGCAGGCGAACGUCCAGCGCAGGCAGUCGUGGAAAAGUGGUGCGGCGAGCCAGCCUGUCGGACAGACACAACCUGUGCCGUAAAGAGUACGAGACGGAGGCCAUCGUCUGGAGGGGAGGGAGAGAGGAGGAGGAUGAAAAAGAGAAAGAGUCUGAUCAGGAGAACACCCAGGUAGUUAAUGUCAAGCCAGUCGUAGCUGUGGAGCUGCCAGACACACCCAAGCGGCCCACCAUCCUCAAAGAUGGCUGCAGCAAACAGAACGGCCUCAUCUCCACGACGACGUCCACGCCGCCGCAACCGCCCUCCAACGGCAACGCGUCGUCGUCGUCGUCCGAUAAGGGCGGGGUCGUCGCCACCCCGCCACCUCACGAGGAAGCCUUGCCGAGAGAGCGCGCUCAGACUCUGUCUGAGCUCAAGAAACAGAGGUCCGCCGCCAAAUUGUUGAAUCACCCCUUGUUCAACGGUCACCUAGGUAACGGCUCCGCAGACUCCUUCACUGAUGCCAAAAACAACUCCGAGGACCCCCGCAUGCCGCUGGUCUCCUCCAAUGGCAACGCGGUUUAUUACACGCCAGCCAGCGGCGAGCCGCCCCUCCUCAAACUGAAACAGCCACUGGAGGAAGAGCAGCCGACGGUGCGAAACUGCUGCUGCGUGUCAUAGCAGCCUGGUCACGUGACUGUUGACGGAACAGAAAGUGUUUGCACAGAGAAGCGAGGAACGUGCUGUAGGAUGAGAGGAAGGAAGGACAGAGAGGGUGUUCCUGUCUUUUAACAUCCUUUAAACUUCUCCCAAAGAUGGCAGGCCUGAAGAAGGUUUAGAAACUUAAUCCUUGUACCUCCCUGCCAUGUGACUCCUGCUACAAUAAGAUACAUUUUCCCCAAAUGCAGGCAUGUUUCAAUCGUAGCAGAGAAGAGGAAAGGAACAGUGGCAGGAGCAGUGCCACUUUUUUCCUCCAGGUGUCACUUGGAUUCAAAUUCCUUUCCGUAUAUGGAGUCUCUCUACAAGACAAAUGGAGACAGAGUGUGAGACGCUGUUACUCCGGCCCUGCAGUGCACCUUUAAGAAUCAAAGUGUGGACAGAUUUUUUUAAAGCUUUUCACCCAGAAGGUGUCAAAAAUGAGGAAAGCAGAGAAGAUCUCAAGGUGCAUGUCCUGCCCUCAGAGAUGAAGAUGGAAUUUUUUUCUACCCUUAAUAUGGAUGGUAUAAUGAAACAACAUUUUCUUCAGGACAAACUCACAUUGUUUUAAACACAUUGUUUUACUUUGUUGUCAUAUUCAUGUUGUACUACAACAUAUCAGAAACAGUGAAGCAUAGCAGAAAGAGAUCUGUGACGUCUCCUUUGAAGUGUCUGUCAUGUUAAAAUGCUGCCUGCGUAAGUAAAGGGAAGGAAUGCCAUAAAACAGUGUUAUAAUAUUCAGGAAGUGUACUUCUACAGCGAGAUAUAACAGGAAAGAGUAAAGCUCUGCACUAGUGUUUGGAAGUGUCAAUAUAUUCUGUCAACUAUACUUCACCUCACUGUCCUCUCAUAUCAAACCUGAACUGACAGGUCAUGCUCCGUUUUAUGCAUAACCCGCUUUGUGCUCUCUUCUGUUUAGAUAAUUUAAGCAAACAUGGUUGAAAAUGACUAUACAUUUCUUUAUUUAUGAAAUUAAUGUAAUGUGUAAAGAAAAAAACAAACAUAUUAUGGUUCCUAAAGUUGAGUGUAUUUAUUAUUUGGAUGGUGUGUGGAUAGCGUGAAUGCAAUAUAAGAUGAGCUGGGGGAGUCUUCCAGCAAAGCACCUUGUGACAUGGAAAAUCAAAACUGAUCAAGUGAAGUAAGGGUUACUGUCUUCUAAAUGUACAUGUUAUUAUAAUCACACAAACAAACCAUCCUGUUGAAAUGGAUUUCAUAUUUGUGUCACUACAAAUAACAGUGUUAUUUGUUUAUGUUUUUUUGUUUUUUUUCUGGUGGCCAUUGUGUGGCUUUAUCUUCUCCCAGUCACUGUAUUUGUUUCAUUAACAGAAAUUGUAAAUGUUAUGUAAUGAAUUACUGUAAGUAUCGAA